Molecule: messenger RNA, 1317 nt
Organism: Sorex fumeus (smoky shrew)
Lineage: Eukaryota; Metazoa; Chordata; Mammalia; Eulipotyphla; Soricidae
Gene: WDR73
Product: WD repeat domain 73
Exons: 8
Coding region: 32-1144 (370 amino acids)
Biological process (GO): cytoplasmic microtubule organization
Cellular component (GO): spindle pole; cytosol
Molecular function (GO): protein binding
Source: RefSeq, a predicted model, not a curated record
CGGAAGCCAGCCGCCGGAAGUGGCCGUUGCCAUGGAGCCCGCGGAGGACUGGCUGGUGGAAUCCUUGCGCUUGUACCAGGACUUCCACGCCUUCGACCUCGCUGGAGCCACCCGCGUCCUCGAGUGGAACGGCGACAAAGGCGUCUUUGUGGCUGGCUACGAACAGCAGAAAAAAAACGAGAUUCUUCACCUGCUGUUACCACUCAGACUUUCUGCCAAAGAAAACCAGGGCCUCUGCCCAGAGCGAGAUUUCAGGGUGCUUCACGGAGGUUUCGCAGACAGUCCUGUCUUUGAUCUGAAGCGUGUGCCGGACACCAGGUUACUGGUGACCAGUGGCCUUCCCAAUGGCUCUCUGCAGGUGUGGCAGGCUGCCGAGGACAGUGAUGUCAUCAGAGUUGGCAGCACUGUGCCCGGGCAUGAGGAAGAGAAGGGCCUCUGGGCUAGGAUGGCCGUCUUCUCGGUGCCAUCACCUAGAAUCCUCCAUGGGGCACGGCUCAGUGGCCUUCGGGUUGUGGACUUGGAGUCCUGGAAGACCACAUAUACCUCAGGUGUCAGUGACGGUGCACCACUCAGCAGCCUGCAGGCCUUGGAUGCUGACACCUUUGCCUUCUGCUGCACCUCGGGCCGGCUGGGGCUGGUGGACACCCGCCAGAAGUGGGCACCAUCGGAGAACCUCAGGCCCAAUCUAGGGGACUGGAGCUGGUGUGCAGAAGUUAGAGAUAAGGGCCAGGACCCAGGAGCCAGCCUGGCCAGCCUGGGCUCUGGUGGGCAGCUCUGUCUUCUGGAUGCCCGAGACCUUAGCCACCCGGUGAGCUCCGUCCAGUGCUCGGUGCCCACGCCCAGCCCUGAUCCAGAGCUCCUGCGAGUGACCUGGGCCCCAGGCCUAGACAACUGUUUGGCCAUUUCAGGUUUUGAUGGGACAGUCCAGAUCUAUGAUGUCACGUCUUGGCAUGAAACGGGGAGCCCAGUGGAACCUCUCUUCACUCACAGGGGCCACCUCUUUCCAGAAGAUCAUACUGUGGACACUGCUCCUCUUGUGACCACCCACACCUGGCACCCCCACAAACCAAGAACUUUGUUAUCAGCAGCAAGUGAUGCCUCUCUGCAUGUGUGGGAUUGGGUGGACCCCCGGAGCUGCCCCUGACACCCACAUAAUUCUGCCCAGGCCUCUGGGAAGAAGAGGCUCCACAGUGUGGCAAAGUCAUUGACUUAGGAUCCACUGAGUGACCUGGCUUCCAGCUGAGGGACCAGGUAACCCACCUUCCAUCGCUGUGAAGGGAGGGUAUGACAACAACCUGUCAGAGUUACGGAAAAAAC